UAUCAUGAUACAAGUUGCGAUACACCCGAAGAAAUCCGUACCUCGACAAGAAAGUCGGACUGGUAUUUCAUCAGAUCGUGCGAACUCUAUUAACUUGAAAGAUGCGGGUGUCGAAAAAAGAAAGGAUUCACUCCGCGAACUUUGGUGGAAAUUUGUAUCCGAGACAACUUGUCAUGGAUUUGGAAAAGUAGGCACCGUGCGAGGAAACCGAUUGAGAGGAGUUUUAUGGAUACUUUUCCUUCCAACCUCACUGGUUUCCAUCGUCUGGUUUUUGAUAGACGAGUUUCGGAGUUACUACUCAUAUCCGUUUCUAAGCAAAAUAUCUCUGGAGAGUUUCGAAAGAAUGCAAUUUCCCGCGGUUACUAUCUGCAACAUGGGUUCCAAGAACAAAUCAAGAUCUUCUAAAUCUCAAAAAGAUACUGAUUAUUGGUUAUCGAUCUCCACCAUGGCGGCUUUUAGCAAUGAAGUGGACUGGAAUGAUUCGUAUUACAAGGAAAAUGGAUAUUUUGAGCCAAAUAGUUUGGAACAAGAACUGAGCAUGGACGUCUCAAAGUUUAUUUUGACGAGCACCUUCGACUUCCUGGAUGGACAGGUGUUCGAACCUAUCCUGACCUCUUUAGGGGUUUGCUUUACAUGGAACGGUAACGGAAACGUGACUACAAAAAUGAGCGGAUCUCUUUACAAUCUUCACGUCCUACUGGACAUACAUAGGGAUCUUUAUGAAGCCGGAUUCAUCUCCACGGCUGGAGUCAAGGUUGUGGUACAUGAGCCAGGCACCGUACCGGAUCCUAUCAAUCAGGGGUUUGUUGUCGCCCCCGGAGUGUCUGCAUUGGCAUCCGUGUCCAAGAAGAGGUUUACCUUUUUGCCAUAUCCGUUCAAAGCAUUUGCGGAUGGGUAUUGUUUGAACACAGAUGCUCCAGAUUUUGUCAACAAAUUUCAUCCCAGACCGUACAGUGUUGGCAUUUGUAAAAAGUUCUGCCUCUCAGAAUUAAUAUUCAAGAAAUGUGGUUGUGUGCGGGUUGGUGAUUUAGGAAUUCACCCUAUUUGUUCAAAGUACCAGAUCUCGAAAUGUUACCUGAAAGAAAUAGUGAAACUGAUAUACCGGGAAGCUCAGAAUGUUAUCCAUUGUGACUGCCCCUACCCGUGCCAGCAAACGAAUUAUGACGUCUCAGUGUCCACUAGUCAGUUUCCCUCCGAUAUUUUGGUCCAGAUUCUGUCUUCACACUUCAACACAUCAAAGGAACGAUUAAAGGACACCAUAUUGGAAAUAUCGAUAUUUUAUGACAAGCUGAAUUACUUCUGGACGAGGCAAAUUCCGAAGUAUGAAAGAAUAGGAGAUGUCUUGGCUAACAUUGGUGGCCAGAUGGGAUUAUUCAUUGGAGCAAGUGUUCUCACAAUAAUGGAAUUCAUGGAAAUAAUGUUUUUAGUCUUGCUGUUUAUCUUCAAACAACUAAGCUCCAAGUCAAGAAAACAUCCGAAAGACAAUGGUGCCUAGCAUCUUAUUUUUUACGAGAGAGAGAAAGAGUGAGAG
This is a messenger RNA of Saccostrea echinata, 1531 nucleotides long. Its product is annotated as acid-sensing ion channel 1A-like. Gene Ontology annotation, biological process: sodium ion transport. Gene Ontology annotation, cellular component: membrane. Bases 5 to 1495 code for a protein of 496 amino acids. The record is from RefSeq and is a predicted model, not a curated record. The transcript is spliced from 8 exons. Gene Ontology annotation, molecular function: sodium channel activity. Lineage: Eukaryota; Metazoa; Mollusca; Bivalvia; Ostreida; Ostreidae.